CUAUAGGGGGAAGUGUUAUAGAACAAGUACUACCAAGCGGUGCCCGUUCAGCAGUGAGGAGUGAUAGUAAGAGGUGGUAGGAGAACUGACGUAGUGUGUAGAUUAUUUUUUGACACAUUCGUUUUGUUUCGACUAUAUUGUAGUCGUACCUACCCGGCUGGCUUCAUUCUAUACGUUGACUUCGUAGAGACCAACAGUUGUCUCUUCAAUAAGCUGCCCCUCUUGGUUUUUUUUUUACACACAUACCGUUUACAGGCAGGCAACAUUUUUUUACUCAAGUGAAUGAAAAAUAAUAAUAAGGAAUCUUGCUAUCCCGCAGUUGUAUUAUUACGGACUUAAUAUAUAUAUAUAUAUAUAUAUAUGUAUAUACAUAUAAAACAUAGCAAAUUUAUUAACUGCUAUAAAUAUAUUUGUUUAAACUUUUAAUUGAACUUUUCAUUGGAAACAGAGGAUUUAUAUACAUAUAUGAAUAUAAACAUAUAACAUCUCUGUAUUUUCUUUCAUCCAAUAACUAUAUUUCCACGGAUUCGUCUAAUUAUUGAUAUCAGCAUUCUUCAAGACACGGACUUCUUUAUAGCCCAUCGAACCAAAUACCUGCUCCUACUCGUAUUUUCUUCACAAACCAUUCUUUUAUCGUCUUUUAACCUCGAUCGGUUUAUUUUGAAAUAUUAAUUUCCAUUAAUUAAUUAUUUCUUUCCAAGAAUAAUAAUUUAGCGUUUGAUUAAAUUCAUGGACGACGCCGCCCGACGUUUUCACCGUAAAUAUUCCAAAUAUUCGCUACUGUAUUGCUAUAUUGAUGAUAUAUAAAUAACAUCAGAGAAAAAUUUUUUAAUCAUUUUUACCUGUUGCUAAUCACCAAAAUAUUUAGUGGUGACCAGGUGUUGUUAAAUUUGUGAAAAAUAUAUUUAAAAAAACAGUCAUCCGGUUAAAGACUUAAAAUUUGUUACCCGUUCUUUUUAUAUAUAUAUACAAGAUAUAUUAAAGCAAUAUAAUAACUAUAAGUAACAAGAGAGAAAGAAGAAAUUAAUCGAAAUGGAAUCUACAGCGACAUCAGACACAAACACCGCCACAUUGUUUCAAAUUUCGGACGACAAAUACACGGCAUCUAUCGAAUUAUCGAAUGCCUGUCGAGAAUUUUAUCGAUCGAGGAUUAAAGCAGCAGAAAUCGCUCGCAAGAAACUCGAGUGUGAUUCAAAUUUCGACAAAAGUGACACCGGUUCUAACUCAACCGGUGCUAAUAACCAUCGUGUUCGCAAGAAGACCACAAUAGACAUCGCUAUGGAACAAUUACGAAGGGAAAUGAAUUCCCUGAUGGACCAAGACUUAUCAUUAAUGAAACAGCUUCUGAUUCUGAAUGAAACCAUUGAAGAUCUAAAAGUGCAGCGAGGUUAUUUGUCCAGUCGUGGGUCUUUACCGUCCAGUUCCUGUGACCUGAGCGAAAGUCAAUGGUCAGUUUCAGAAACAGAAAUGUUUGAGUCGGAAAAUGAAUUGACCAACAAAUACGCAUCACCUUCAACUUUAUCGUUAAAUCUCGAACACAAAUGUCACAUUACUAGUGACUUCGAAGAUCUCAUUAACGAGGCCAACAAGAAAAUGUGUAUCACUAAAAAGUUCUUUGAAAGAAAAAAUGGCGACCAGUCACCGACGAAAACAAACGCUGGAGUAAAUUCUAAUAGCAACAGCGGAAGUGCUAAUAACUCUGUAAUAAAUAACAAUAAUAAUAAUAGUAAUAACAAUAACAAUAUCAGCAGCAGCAGUAAAAAUUAUUUUGACAACGAUUUCUCGAAGAGAGCAAAACAUGAGGAGCAAAAUUCGUUUGACUCUGGAAUACACGAAACUAAUUUCGACUCUAAAAUCACCGUUUAGAAAAUGAGAUCUGAUAGAUUGCGUGUGGAAAUAACUGAUUAAGACUAAGAAAAAAUGAAAGCAUGGCUGAAAGUGAACGAAUGUUUUCAAACCUUUCAGGCAUGUUUUUGAUUCUAAAGAACGAGUGACCACAAAGAGGGCACCUGUUUUGUUUGGUAAAAAAACAUAAAGGUGACAUUUCGUUCUGUUACUAGUUUCGUGUGGAACCCAACAUUCGAAUUCUAAAAUCGAAAUAUAAAAAAAGUGUUUGAAAGAGUAUUACUGUUGUGCAAACAGUGUGAAAGGAUUUUGUUGUCUGAAAUAAUUUGUGGAAAUUGUGUGAGAAACUUGAAACCUGAAGACAUCAAAGACAUCCGACCAUCUGUCAUUUUUCAUACAGACCACUUUAGCACAUCUUAAAGCAGUAAUUUUUGCCAGGGUUAAACCAAAACUUCAUGAUUUUUCGACUAAUUAACAACAUGGCGUCCGUGUUUGUAAUAGACCUCUCAUCGAUUCAACCCAUUCUAAUUCUACGAAAAUAUCGUUUGUGGGUGUAUUAUAUGUAUACAUACCUUUAUAUGCUUGGAAAUGCAGGAUUGUAUGCAUGUGAACAAACCUACAUCAAUAGCCAUCAUAGAUGUACUCAUAAGAGACAUCUAUUUCUAAUCGAACUUGCAAUGACGUUUCCAAAUAGGCUAUGCUUAAUUUCUGAGAAAGAACGACAGACAGUAAGAUGUGAUGCGUGUAUGCGAAAUGUGAGAAGGACCGCCAAGAAAUAACCAAAGAAUUGAAUGUACUGAAUGACCAAAAUGAGAGAAUUAAAAUAGAGCAACUUUGACGACGACCACGAUAAACUGACCUGGACCAGGACGAAAAUAUCAAGACACGAGAAGGAAUGAUAUAAUGAGCGUGAAAGAAAGUGUAUAAGAAAGAUGUAAAUGUCAAAAAGAAACCCGUGUGAGCUGCGGGCGGAAACGGUGUACUGAAAACAAGAUGUACAUACAUUAAACUAAAAUGGAAAUUUUAUUCUGUAACAACUCUGCACAUGUGUGUGUGUACGUACGUACGUAUAUAUAUAUAUGAGACUGACUCCUGGUUUGAUCCAGAAACUGAAAAAUAUGAAGAUACGACAUCUUCCCAGGAUUGUGUUUGCUUAGAAGAUGUCGAGACGAAGGAAAUGUCCAAGAAUGCCAUUUUAUCCACUAUUUUAGUUGCAGUGAAAAAAACAGUUGUUAAAAUGAAGAAAUGCUCUGCUGAAAGCAAAUGACCUCUUACCUAAUGCCAUCUUAUUCCAAACUCUUCUUAUUUUAAUAUUUUUUUCUUUCUCACUCUCACUCUUUGUCUCUCCCCUCCAUUAUAAAAUCAGCUCAGCAAGCAAUCAUACCACCUUGACACACUCAACAACACCAUCAAUGUAACUGUCCAUCACCAUUGUAACCAGGCCAUCGCCAUCGCUAUGUUGCAAAAGGGACAGAAAAUAAUAAGGAAAAGAUUGCUUAAACGAAAAUAAAACAGUAAAUAGACUUUACCAGCAAUGCUUUUUUGGGGAAAAAAUUACAAAAAA
Octopus sinensis (East Asian common octopus) is the source of this 3409-nucleotide messenger RNA. RefSeq lists its product as uncharacterized. The coding region runs from base 1033 to 1866 and encodes 277 amino acids. Lineage: Eukaryota; Metazoa; Mollusca; Cephalopoda; Octopoda; Octopodidae. The transcript has 2 exons. The record is from RefSeq and is a predicted model, not a curated record.